GCAGAAUUAUAUAUGUAAUCGAAGAUACAAAUAUUUACAAAAAUAUUGGACGCCAUGUGUCGAAAAAGACGUGAUUUCCCCUCAAAUCACCUUUCUUUCUACAAUGUCCACUAAUUUCCUACAGAUAAGCGAUGUAGGCCUUGAAUUUGAAAGCAGAAACAAGCUUGGCGCACAAAGUAGCGUGCGUCAUGACGUUAGCGCAGGGCUCGACUCGGAGUCGCUGGGAGGGGGAGCGUUCAAUGUGAAGCAGAACAGAAAGCCUCGGAGUGAGGGGAGGUACAGCAGUAUCGGGGAUGGAUUGGAGUCACGGAUCAGUAUUGAAGCAAAGGGAAAAAUUGACAGACUUCUGGGAGAAAUAAAGAAUUUGUCAGACGUGGAGAAAUUUGUGUUGUAUCUGAAGCUUCCGACCGGAGAUACAUCUUCUGAGGACCUGAGAAGAACGCCCACCCCUUACUCCAAGCAGGCUAACAGAGUAGAGCAGAGUCUGGCCUACACCUGGAUAAAAUCUCACCUGGAGGAAGAUAUAGAAAUCUGUCUACCCAAACAAGAGGUCUAUGAUGAAUACAAGUUAUACUGUGAGAACCACAGUCUUGUGCCCCUCUGUAACGCUGACUUUGGGAAGCUGAUGAAGACUGUAUUCCCCAAUGUCAAACCAAGGAGACUCGGACAAAGAGGACAAUCAAGGUACUGCUAUGGAGGCUUGAGGAAGAAGUUGGAUGUUGAGGCGCCAUCGUUACCAGAAAUAGACAUCAGCGCUCCCCAAGACAAGGAUGAGAAGACAGAGGAUAACCACCUGUUUGGGGCGUCAUGUGACCUGGUGAUGGAGUGGGCAAUGAAGCUUUUGGAACAGAAUUUUAGCGGAAUGCGGGAACUGGCGGAGUAUCUGGUGUCAAGUCUGUUUGUCAACAGCAAGUCUGUGUCUGCCUUCACUGUCAUAGCAGCCAUGGAGGAGACAGGGGCCCAAAAAGCUCCGUCCAUGUUCUCUAACACAACAGGUGGGGAUCGUCACCGGGAGACCCAGUUACAGCUACAGAGGAAGCUCCACGAACGCGAGAAUGUGACGCGACAGAAAAAGAAACUACAGCAGAUGAAGGAGGAUAACAUAGCAAGACAGAGGCAGGACAGACAGACGCCGCAGAUAACAUCUCCUACUACGCCACAGGAGCUGGUAUCGCCUCGUAAAAUAUUUGAUGAAACAGAGGACAGUGAGAUGAGAUCACACUCCGGUCUGUCCUCAAUCCAGGAGACACACUCCGGUCGGUCCUCAAUCCAGGAGCUGUGUGGAGUCCGGCCUCAACGACAAAGAUCAACGUCAACCUCCCGACGAAAACGGACCAAGUCAGUCACACCACAAGACCCCACAGAAAAGGGAGGGGGAACCAGCUCAGGGGAGGAGAUGGCUCAACAUGUUACAAAGGAGUCAACGAAGGAGGACCAGAUUAAUUUGGACCAAGGCAUUAUGGGAAGAAUGUCAGUAGAUUCAGACUUGAGGAGGAAUUCGGAGUCAGAUUCCACUGUGGAGAUGAUGACUGUGGAAGACUUGGUGUUUCAGAGUGAGAAGUUGAGGGAAGAAAGCUGGAGGAUUGGAGAGAAUAAGGUGGAAGAUAUGGAGGGAAUAGAAAGAAUCCCAGAGUUUAAAGGUGAUAGAAGCCAGAAAUCCAUUCCUAUAACUUCUCUAUUGUCAGAGGAGUCCAUAUUUCAGCUGCCACCUCUUUGUGCGGGAGGUAACUCUUCUAUGUUAGAAGAUAAGGCAGCUCAGCAUGUAAAUAUAGCACAGGUCACUUGUCAUCCAUCAGAAGAAAGCGGGCAUUCUCAAGUGAAUCGGGAGACUGCACGUCAAUCAUUUCUGGUCAAUUCUGAACAGGAUAUAGGAGUGAUUCCUAGUGUUGUGAACGUUCAAUUGAGUGCAUCUCCAGAUCACCAACAACAGAAUCCAGAUUUAAAAUCCGGAUCCUGCUCAGGUGCCAUUGAAUCCAUAUCAGUUCCAGUCAGCUCAAAACCAACCCAUCCAUCCACCACACCACCACAACUCAGCUUCCUUCAAAAGGAACCACAAACCAUCCCCAAAACAUCUGUCUCAAACCGCAGUGCAUUUGUUCCCUUCUCACAAGUCAGGAAAGAUAAUCCAGAUGAGGAUCCUGAUAUUUUUUCAGAUCCAGAUGGAAGUCUCUGUCUGACUGACAAGGCUCAAACAAUUCUGAUCACAGAAAAUGGAAAACAGUUCAUCAUCAUGACUCCAAGGCCUAACAUGUUAAACCUCCCAACCAGUACCGAUCCACAGGAUUCACAAAACCAGAUAGUCCCAAUUACACUGAGCUCAAACCUACCCUCCACUCCAGUCAAGUCAAGUGGGACAGCAGCUCAAGCUGAACCUCAGUCACCAACCACUCCAAAGAAAAACCGGUCUAGGUUCACACCCAUACGUCCAAAAGGUUCGCCUGCCAAAACUGUCUCCUCCAUACUGAAAGAACAGAAGUACCCUGAAAAACCAGACUCUGAGAAGAUAGACCGAUCCAAGUCAGUAUCUACCCUGCUAAAGGAAAAACGAGAAAGGGAAGCCAAGAUGCAGUUUUCUGUUUCAACUAGUGUUGUCCCAGCAGUGAGUGUGGCCAGUGUAGGAGCCCUUACUGCAGUACCAGCCACCUCUCUUUCUCUGCCAAGUAAAGAAAAUCCACACGGUGAAUACAUCAUAAUUCUGAACCCUGUCAACCCUGGAUUAGGCAAAGUUUCCCUGACAAGUGAGUCUGUGACGUCUGUAACCACAACCCUAACUACAGCGUCCAGUCACAGAUCCAUGGAGUGUUCCAGCUCCACUCUGGAUCCUGGUCAGAGGAGAGAGAGGAGUCGCACAGCCUCUCUAUCAGAAUGUGAAAUAACGAGUCCCAGCACCCUGGACAAUCUAAACAGCUCGGAUCUCUCUGAUUCUUCUGUUGGAGACGAGAAGCCAUCAAAGUUGGCAAAAAUUGUGGACAGCGAUCAGAAUGUCUCCUCCCGUCCAGGUAGCAGGUGCUCCGUAGAUCGGGAAACUCCGUCCAUUCUCGGUCGUAAGAGAAAGCUGUUCAGCUCUCAGUCUAUAGAGGGCAGUAGCUUUAUAGAAAGGCUGACACAGAGAGUUUCCAGUCAUGAGGAAGAUACAGACUUCACGAUGGAAGACGACAGGAGAGCUUUGUCCUGUAGCUUGGAUGAUAAGGAGAGGUAUUCCCAAAGAGAGGUUUCCAGGGCAUUUGAUGACAAAUUGAAAUUAGCAGAGAAACGAAACUAUCCAGACAUCUCUGUCUUGGAAUCUGAUGCACUUAAAGAUGUCUGCAUUCCUGAUCCGUCCAACAUUAUCAAGAAGGGGAAGGAACUCUGUAAACAAAAGCAGGAUACUGGUGUUGGAGUUACCUCCCUUUCUUUGAGAAAAUCUCAACAGAGGUUACUUGAAGAAAAACCAAGAUUAGAUGAAAGAAUGAAAUCCUUUUUCCAGUUGAAAGAAACAGUUCAGCCAGAGAAGACAGAGGAAAUUCAGGACAGCGAGCUACCUCCAGAUGUAGCAGAGUUUAUCACAGACAGCAUGACGCAGGCUCAUUUAGGUGAGCAGAUGGAGGUCAGCAUGGAUCCAGUCAGAUCACGCAGUCUAUCUCGGCAGGAGGUAGUGCAGGAAAUCUGUAAAAGUCUGCAAAACAUUCCGUGUAACCCUUCGGUUCUGCAGCCUGCCCAGUCCCCCACUCUUCCUUCAUUUCCACAGAGAUCUCACUCAGCCAAGAACCUUCUCCUUACACCAGUGUCAUCAGGGACAGAAAAACCCACACAAGAUGAUGACCAAUUUCGCAUUCCUUAUCGUUCACAGUCCGUCACUGAUGCUUCCAGGGGUAUGUUAGAUGUUCAACUAACAGGCCCAAAUAAGAUGCCCUCUCAGCAUAGUGUAAACAUAAGCCAGCAAAGCACAAAGAAACCAUCCACGGGGGGAGUGGAGUUUGCCAGUCCUCAGCGUCCAGUCAGACGACAGCGCACUCCUUCAGUGGAGAAACUUAGAAAGAGGGAGUCUUCGCUGGAGCGGAACAUGGUUCAGAGAGAGUCUUCAGUGGAGCGUAGCAUGGCUCAGACACCCCAUUCUGACCCAGGCUAUGGGAGUGUGGGACCCAGUCCUAUACUCCACUCGGUGCUUGUUUCUACGGGAACACACGUGUGUGACUCCACCUACAGCUCAAUGUCCAGUACAUCAUUCUCCGUAUGUCGCCCAGAUUCCGCUCACAGCGUGACUAGCGACGGAAUCAUUCCCAGUCCCAUGACAUCACCACGAUUCCAGACGUCCACACCGUAUCAUCUCAAGUCCCCGUGCGUAACGCCAAACCAAGGUCCAGCCAAUAGUGAAGGUUUGCCCAUCCAGUCCUUUAUGCCUAUACAAGGUUCAUCAUUAAAGAUAGACAAUAGCAAAGUGACGCUCAUUCGGCCCGUUGUGACUAUAGCCAGUCAGACUUCACAAAGUGCCAUAGCAGGACAAGUUGUUAUGGGGGAUAUGAUUGAUGAGGAAACUGUCCAAUCAAAAACCAUGAAACAAGCUCCGCCAUCUUACAGUGCAGCUAUGCAGGAUAUGGAAAGGAAGUCUAAGAAAGGGAACAAGCAGGGGGCAUUUAAAACUUUACAAACCCCCAUAUUGAACCUCACAGAUGACAACACCCUGUCUGGACCCCCACUGUCAGGAACUGUAAGCAGCCAAUCGUAUUACUUCUCUGACAAGCUAGCCCAGCUCUCUAAGAAAACCCAUGCCUCGGAAAGUAAAAAAGUGAAUGAAAAAACAAUUAAGAGAGAUCAAAGUAUAAAGCAAAUACUUGGUGACCUUACUUCACCCAUUGACCUCCAGUACCCAGGUCAAGGUCAGAGUAAGCUGCCGUCCCUGGCUCAGCUUCCCGACGCUAAUUACCAGGGCGACCAGCCCAAUGUCAACAUGUUUGAUAUCGAGGGAAUUGUAGCAUACAAAAACUUCGAGAGAGAUGCGAGUCUAUCCUCAGAUUUAUUAGACAUGAGACAGAGUGGUGAGGGGGAGAAAGAGCCAGGACUCGAUGACCAAUUUACCGCGAGGCGGAACCUGAAUGAAAUGCUGGGGCAUGACUUAAACGGUGAUGACCUCCAGGCAACCUUGGAUGACCUUAAAGCAGUGGACAGCCAGUAUUUUGCAGACAAUUUUGAGUUUGGAUCAGAGAAAAGGCAAGAAAUAUGAGAGGUGUUGAAUUAAGUGUAUUUUGUUUUGUUAGGACCAAAUGAUUUUUUUUAGAAAUACUAUUUGAAAAAUUUUAUAAAAUUAUUCUAUUAUUUUAAUUUUUUUUCUAUUUAUUAUGGAAAUUUCAGCAUUUUGCAUGACUGAAUCAUUUCUUUAUUAGUAAUGUAUUUUUAGGAAAAAAACUUUUACAGUACUUUUGAGUGACUUUUAUUGUUUGUGUCUAUAGAGCAACCA
Molecule: messenger RNA, 5434 nt
Organism: Saccostrea cuccullata (small rock oyster)
Lineage: Eukaryota; Metazoa; Mollusca; Bivalvia; Ostreida; Ostreidae
Product: mucin-2-like
Exons: 9
Coding region: 104-5200 (1698 amino acids)
Biological process (GO): regulation of transcription by RNA polymerase II
Molecular function (GO): DNA-binding transcription factor activity, RNA polymerase II-specific; RNA polymerase II cis-regulatory region sequence-specific DNA binding
Source: RefSeq, a predicted model, not a curated record